Messenger RNA from Archocentrus centrarchus (flier cichlid), 4167 nucleotides. RefSeq names its product kelch-like family member 3 (gene klhl3). NCBI's taxonomy places the organism in Eukaryota, Metazoa, Chordata, Actinopteri, Cichliformes, Cichlidae. The record is from RefSeq and is a predicted model, not a curated record. Gene Ontology annotation, molecular function: protein binding. The transcript is spliced from 15 exons. Bases 42 to 1856 code for a protein of 604 amino acids.
UUACAAAUAGACGAUCUGCGUGCAGCCGGCCGCUCGCGCUCAUGCCCGCUGUGCUGUCUGACUCCGGGAGGAUGGACGGUGUGUCGUUGGGUCUGGUGGCCAUACCGGCCUCACCGCUUCCAGCCUGUACCACCGAAUCAGAGGAGGACACGGUCAAUGGAGGGAUGCACACCUUCAACCAGACGCACAUGAGGAAAGCGUUUCAGCUGAUGAACGACCUAAGGAGUAAAAAAAUGCUGUGCGACGUCCAGCUGGUGGCCGGAAGUGUCGAAGUGCCAGCUCACAGGGUGGUCUUGGCAUCCUGUAGCCCUUACUUCUGUGCCAUGUUCACAGGCGAUAUGAGUGAGAGUAAAGCUCACCAGGUGGAGAUCAGAGAGGUGGACGGUCAGACCCUGAGAAAACUGGUGGACUACAUUUACACAGCAGAGAUAGAAGUCACAGAGGACAAUGUCCAGGUACUGCUGCCUGCAGCCAGUCUCCUCCAGCUGAUGGAUGUCCGUCAGGUUUGCUGUGAAUUCCUGCAGUCUCAGCUUCAUCCCACCAACUGCCUGGGCAUCAGAGCCUUUGCUGACCUUCAUACAUGCACGCAGCUUCUCAACCAGGCCCAUGCUUACGCUGAGCAGCAUUUCACUGACGUGGUGCAGGGUGAGGAGUUUCUGAGCCUUUCUCUCCAGCAGGUGUGCAGCCUCAUCUCCAGUGACAAACUCACUGUGUCAACGGAAGAAAAGGUGUUUGAGGCAAUGAUAUCUUGGAUCAAACAUGAUAAACCAGCUCGUCUGGAGUACAUGCCCAAACUAAUGGAGCAUGUCAGACUUCCACUGCUGUCCAGAGAUUACCUGGUACAGAUCGUCGAGGAAGAAGCUUUGAUAAAGAACAACAAUACCUGCAAAGAUUUCCUCAUAGAAGCGAUGAAGUAUCACCUGUUGCCUGCUGACCAGCGUCACCUCAUAAAGACAGACAGGACACGACCACGAACUCCAAUCAGCAUCCCAAAGGUGAUGAUUGUGGUGGGUGGUCAGGCUCCUAAAGCCAUCCGCAGUGUGGAGUGUUACGACUUUGAGGAAGAUCGUUGGUAUCAAGUGGCCGACCUGCCUUCAAGACGCUGUCGGGCAGGUGUUGUUUCUAUGGCAGGACGAGUAUACGCAGUCGGAGGGUUCAACAGUUCGCUGCGGGAGCGGACGGUGGACGUGUACGAUGGAGCGCGAGACCAAUGGAGUGCGGCGGCGAGCAUGCAGGAGAGACGUAGCACGCUGGGAGCUGCUGUGCUCGGCGAUUUACUGUAUGCUGUGGGAGGCUUUAAUGGAAGCAUAGGUUUGUCAACAGUCGAGGUGUACAACUAUAAAACAAACGAGUGGACAUAUGUCGCCUCUAUGAACACCCGACGCAGCAGCGUGGGGGUAGGCGUGGUUGAUGGUAAGUUGUAUGCUGUAGGGGGUUAUGAUGGAGCAUCACGCCAGUGUCUCAGUACAGUAGAAGAAUAUGACCCGGCUUCUAAUCAGUGGUGCUACGUAGCUGAGAUGAGCACACGGCGAAGUGGUGCAGGUGUGGGUGUGUUGGGCGGCCAGCUAUAUGCAGCAGGAGGACAUGACGGUCCUCUGGUGAGGAAGAGUGUGGAGGUGUAUGACCCACAGACCAACAUCUGGAGGCUGGUCUGCGACAUGAACAUGUGUCGACGAAACGCAGGAGUCUGUGCCAUUAACGGGCUGCUGUACGUGAUUGGUGGAGAUGACGGGUCCUGCAACCUUUCUUCUGUAGAGUUUUACAACCCGGCCACGGACAAGUGGAGCCUCAUUCCCACCAACAUGAGCAAUGGACGCAGCUAUGCUGGGGUCGCGGUGAUCGACAAGCUGUUAUGACAGCAUCGGCUCCACGUCAGCAGUCAGCUUCAGAGACUCUCGCUCUCAUGUCAGAAGCUCAGCAAGCAAACAGGAAAGUGAUGAAAACAUGAGACACCCUCAGUCCUCUGUUAACACAAUCAGAUUUUUUUUUUUUUUUUAAUUAACCUUAGGGGUGUAAACCCAAACCUGGCUCCCCCCCACCUUGGCAUUUCUGUUCAAGAUCCUGAUGUUUGCGGACCCUGUUGCACUGGGAAAGAAGCAGCAACCACAGGACAGUGGGCUUUUUCAAAUGCUAAGCACAUAACUAGCAAGCAGCUGUAUCAGCUGUAUUAAGACUUACAGGAAGGAACUGAUACUAGUGGACCAAAUGAAGAGAUUUUUAAAUGCUCAGUGUUGUGCCAGGACUGAGUCGGACCUGGAGCUUCAAAACGCCAGCUGGGGGGAAAACGCAAAACUAAACACUGACUUGAUCGACCGACUGCACAAAGGCUGCUCACAACAUUACUGCAAUAAUCUACAUGCUACAACACUCGCCUAUGAUUGGAUGCUGCAGGAGCAUUAUUCAAAAAAGUCUAAUCUGUGAGCAGCUGAGACUUUUUUUAAAUUUUUUUUUUUUAUUUUAAUAUCAAGUCUUGUCCCUGCUUCUUAUGGCAACUCUUCUCUCGGCUUCAGUCUGAGCACUGAGUUGAGCCGUUGGAUUCAGUGGUUAGAAACAUGGCUCCAGGAAGCCUGGACCAAGAGAGCUGCAAAGAUGGUGUAAAGAAUGUAGAAAAUAUGCAAAAUAAGAAUCAUAUUUAAUAUUUUUGGGGCUGAGAACCAGGCCGCUUGAUCUGGAUCGACAUGCUGGGACUUUGAUGCUGUUGUCAACACACUACUGAAGCACUGAUCACUUGCACUGACUGACUGCAGACCGGCGGGCUUACGUACCAAUGGGCCCGUCUCUCUGACUGACCGAUGAACUUUAAUCGCUGACCUGCUGUUACAGACGGCUGCUCAGCUGUUUGUUCCUGAUCGUACUCACAGGAGCUUUUUAAACUCACCUCUUAAAGGCCAAUAAUUGUAAAAAGACAGAAAAUAAUGUGCCAGUUUAGAUCAGAAUCAGAAAAAUGCUGGAGAUGUUUUUACUGCUUAACUAAAAUUAUGAACUGUGUCAAAAUGCACUGUAGUAAUUCAGCUGUAAAGUGUAAAAGAUGCAGAUUUAAGGUUUUUUUUUUUUUUUUUUUGGUUGAAUUUUAUCACAUAGCAUUUAACCACAUCCAAGUCUUACCCUGAUAAUGUCACUAUACCCCCAUCUGGAUGAUGGUGGGUAUAUUUUUCGAUGUAGUUAUUUAGCUAACUGACUGGUGCCAUGGCUUUGAUUUGAAGCGUUUUAUAAAAGCAGUUUUAUGAACGGUCAGUCUUCUUAAUUUCUGUUUUUUCCCAGGAAUGGUGGAUCUAUGGAGUCAUUUGGUUAUCAUUUCAAAGCAAUCUUACAGAGAAUUAUAAAAGUACUAAAACUUUUUUUUUUUUUUUUUUGUUCGAGUUGGUUCAGGUUCUUAAAAUUUCAAACUUGGUGUGACUUGAAUUUGCUUGAGAUACAUGAAGAGAUCACUGUGACAUGAUCUGGAGAGCUGGAGUUAGAUCUGGACACCUUUUUAAAUACUGUCGUACUCCAGGUAGAUGGAUCGAGCUGUGAGGUGGACUUAGGAGUCCAUCUUUGUGCAGGUGCAAAUGUGCUGACAUGCAGAAGACUCCCCGUGAUGAGCAGCUCUCUAUUUGUUCAUGUCUUGCACUGUUUGAAACCAUUCACCACUUCCCACAUUACACUCCAAGCUGGUGCGAUAGGUGAACUAUGUUUAUUAAAAAAAAAGUUUUUAAUUUUUUAAAAUCUUUUAAGGGCACUACUUUAAGCACAGAUUACACUUUGAGUUUUAGACACUUAAGAGUUAAAACUUUAGAGAAACACUGUUGGCAGCAAUAAGAGGUGAUUUCAAAGCCUCCCAUCAGCACUUAAACUCAAAGGUUUUAUUUUCUUAUUUUUACCACCUUUCUAAGCACUUCACCUAAAAAUGAAACCUACCCGCACUCUCUAACAUCUAUCUCGAGCAAAUUUAAGUCUUUUUUUUUUUUUUUUUUUUUUUAAAUGUUCACAUUUCUCUGCAGUAACCAGAAGCACUCGGAAGAAAAAAUGAUUUUUUUUGUUUUGUUUUUAGCCUGAAUAAAGCUAUUAUAACAAUAUGCAGUUUCCUGUAGAUGGGCUGUGUCCUGGCAAACUAAAUCCAUUUGAUUGUGAUGACUUUAUUAAAGCUUCAGGUUAUAAUAAUGUUCUUACAGCAGAUGUUAUAUUUUU